CGCACCCACUGGCGCUGUUGACUUUGCUCCACCUCCCAUUGCUGAGCCAUUUUGGGGGGAGUUCAAGCCCUCUCCAAGCAGCGGGACCAUGCUGGAGGAUGAGGAUGGGAUGAGCGAGAGGGGCCUCAGCAGCUCCAGGAGGAGAUACGACGAUGAGGAAGAUUACCACUCCAUCUACAUCGGGGUGCCGGUGCCCCGAGGCUACCGGAGGAAACGGCGCCGGCGGAGAUCAGCCUCCAGCCGGGACAGGAGCGAGAGCGAGAGGCACUACGAGCGCCAGGAGCGCUCCGACACCGACGACGGCGGCCACGGCUGCUACGAGAGCGGCAACGACAACGCCAGCAGGACCAUGUCCCCAGCUGCUGAACGUCUCCGCUACAUCCUGGGGGAGGAUGAUGAACCUCCCAACCCCACACUCUUCACAGAGAUGGACACACUGCAGCACGAUGGGGAGGAGAUGGAGUGGAAAGAGUCAGCCAGGUGGAUCAAGUUUGAAGAAAAGGUGGAAGAAGGUGGAGAGAGGUGGAGCAAGCCCCACGUGUCCACCCUGUCCUUGCACAGCCUGUUUGAGCUGCGGACCUGUCUGCAGACGGGGACGGUGCUCCUGGACUUAGAUGGUUACUCCUUGCCCCAAAUUAUAGAUGAUGUGAUUGAGAAGCAGGUUGAGGACGGGCUGCUGAAGCCAGAGCUGCGAGAGAAGAUCAGCUACGUGCUGCUGCGCAAGCACCGGCACCAGACCAAGAAGCCGAUCCACCGCUCCCUGGCCGACAUCGGCAAGUCCGUCUCCUCCAACACAGCCCGCAGCCCCGUCCGGAGCCCGGCCGCCGGCGCCGCCUUCCACCGCUCCACCGAGGACCUGCGGAUGCGGCAGAGCGCCAGCUACGGCCGGCUGCGCCAUGCCCAGAGUCGGAGCAUGAACGACAUCUCAGACACGCCGAGCACUGACCAGCUGAAGAACAAGUUCAUCAAGAAGAUCCCCAAGGAUGCAGAGGCCUCCAACGUGCUGGUGGGAGAAGUGGAGUUCCUCGAGAAGCCUUUUGUGGCUUUUGUGAGGCUCCUCCAGGCCACAAUGCUGGGAGGGGUGACAGAGGUGCCUGUGCCCACCAGGUUCCUCUUCAUCCUCCUUGGUCCUGCAGGAAAAGCCAAAUCCUACAACGAGAUCGGCAGGGCCAUCGCUACCCUCAUGGUGGACGAUCUCUUCAGCGACGUUGCCUACAAAGCUCGGGACAGGGAGGACCUCAUUGCUGGCAUAGAUGAGUUCCUGGAUGAAGUCAUUGUCCUGCCCCCUGGAGAGUGGGACCCCAACAUUAGGAUUGAGCCACCCAAAAAGGUGCCCUCAGCUGAAAAGAGGAAGUCAGUGUUCUCCCUGAACGAGGUGGGGCAGAUGAACGGCACUGCCGGUGGGGCCGGCGCCGGCGGCGGCGGAGGAGGCAGCGAUGACGGAGAGAUGCCUGAAGUCCAUGAGAUUGGGGAAGAGCUGGCCUGGACUGGCAGGUUUUGUGGUGGCCUCUAUUUGGAUAUCAAGAGGAAGCUGCCCUGGUUCCCGAGUGACUUCUAUGAAGGCUUCCAUAUCCAGUCCAUCUCUGCCAUCCUCUUCAUCUACCUGGGCUGCAUCACCAACGCCAUCACCUUCGGGGGCUUGCUUGGGGACGCUACGGACAACUACCAGGGCGUCAUGGAGAGCUUCCUGGGCACGGCCAUGGCGGGCUCCAUGUUUUGCCUCUUCGCUGGGCAGCCACUCAUCAUCCUCAGCAGCACUGGGCCCAUCCUCAUCUUCGAGAAGCUGCUCUUUGACUUCAGCAAAGGCAACGGCAUCGACUACAUGGAGUUCCGCCUCUGGAUCGGCCUCCACUCCGCCCUCCAGUGCCUUAUCCUGGUGGCCACCGACGCCAGCUUCAUUAUAAAGUACAUCACUCGCUUCACAGAGGAAGGCUUCUCCACCCUCAUCAGCUUCAUCUUCAUCUAUGAUGCCAUCAAGAAGAUGAUUGGAGCCUUUAAGUACUACCCCAUCAACUCGGACUUCAAGCCGGACUACGUCACCAUGUACAAGUGCGAGUGCGUCGCCCCCGACCCAGCCAACGCGACCUUGUUCGAUGCUUCAGCUCCAGUGGCACCCAACACCACUAAUGUUUCUCUGUCCAAUGCUAUUAACCUCACAGCUCUGGACUGGACUCAGCUCAGCAAGAAGGAAUGUCUGAAAUAUGGUGGGAGUUUGGUGGGCAAGUCCUGUAAAUUCGUGCCUGACCUGGCCCUGAUGUCCUUCAUCCUCUUCUUUGGCACCUACUCCAUGACCCUGACCCUGAAGAAGUUCAAGUUCAGUCGCUACUUCCCCACCAAGGUCAGGGCUUUCAUUGCCGACUUUUCCAACGUCUUCUCCAUCCUGAUCUUCUGUGCCGUGGAUGCCUGCUUCGGCCUGGACACCCCCAAGCUGCACAUCCCCAGCAUCAUCAAGCCCACCCGUGUGGACCGAGGGUGGUUUGUGUUUCCCUUCGGCAAGAACCCCUGGUGGGUUUACCUGGCGAGCGCCCUGCCCGCCCUGCUGGUCACCAUCCUCAUCUUCAUGGACCAGCAGAUCACCGCCGUCAUCGUCAACAGGAAGGAGCACAAGCUGCGGAAAGCAGCAGGCUACCACCUGGACCUGUUCUGGGUGGGCAUCCUCAUGGCUGUCUGCUCCUUCAUGGGGCUGCCCUGGUACGUGGCAGCCACAGUCAUCUCCAUCGCCCACAUCGACAGCCUGAAGAUGGAGACCGAGACCAGCGCCCCGGGGGAGCAGCCCCAGUUCCUGGGGGUCAGGGAGCAGAGGGUGACUGGCAUCAUCGUCUUCGUGCUGACUGGCAUCUCCGUCUUCCUGGCCCCCAUCCUGAAGUACAUCCCCAUGCCGGUGCUCUACGGAGUCUUCCUCUACAUGGGUGUCGCCUCCCUCAACGGCAUCCAGUUUUGGGACCGCUGCAAGCUCUUCCUCAUGCCAGCCAAGCACCAACCCGACUACGUCUUCCUCCGGCACGUGCCCCUGCGCCGCAUCCACCUCUUCACCCUGGUGCAGAUCAUCUGCCUGGCUGUGCUCUGGAUCCUCAAAUCCACAGUGGCUGCCAUCAUCUUCCCUGUCAUGAUUUUAGCCCUGAUCCUGGUGAGGAGGUUGCUGGAUUUUGUCUUCUCCCAACAUGACCUGGCCUGGAUUGACAACAUCAUCCCUGAGAAAGAGAAGAAGAAGGAGGAUGACAAAAAGAAGAAGAAGAAAGGCAACAAAGGAGACAGCAGCAGUGAUGAGGAGUUCCCACCUCCCUCAGUCAUUAAGAUCCCCAUGGAGCCCCUGCCAGCGCAGCCCCGAAACGGGGGCCCCCAUUGCCUCAGCCGAAAGAGGUCCUCCACCUGGAGCUUUGCGUUCUGAUUCCUCCCCGAAUGGCUCAGACAUGGAUCGCAGCAUCACACUUCACCUGAAGAUUUCCUGCCCAUCCUCUCCUGCGUUCAACUACUCCAGAAACCCUCUCUGCACCGUGCCCCAGGUGAAGAUCGAGAUGGAGUCGGACUAUGAGGAC
Dryobates pubescens (Downy woodpecker) is the source of this 3536-nucleotide messenger RNA. It is a transcript of the gene SLC4A5, whose product is annotated as solute carrier family 4 member 5. The transcript has 27 exons. Gene Ontology annotation, biological process: regulation of intracellular pH; monoatomic anion transport; transmembrane transport. Bases 89 to 3388 code for a protein of 1099 amino acids. The record is from RefSeq and is a predicted model, not a curated record. Gene Ontology annotation, molecular function: solute:inorganic anion antiporter activity; monoatomic anion transmembrane transporter activity; sodium:bicarbonate symporter activity. Lineage: Eukaryota; Metazoa; Chordata; Aves; Piciformes; Picidae. Gene Ontology annotation, cellular component: plasma membrane.